UUAUCAUGGUUCCUGAUCCCAGGAGUUGAGUUGGCAAAGCAGCAGCACCAAGUGCUCAUGAGUGCGCUUCCGCCCGUCGGGAUCGCACUCCUCAUGGGAUCCUCUGGUGUCGACAAAUGGAGCAAUAAAGAGAUCUGGGACGAGUUGCUUCAGGCGCCGGUGGUUAUCAGUACUCAUCAGGUGCUCCUAGAUGCUCUCACCCAUGGCUUCGUACAGAUGGAGCGUAUCGGCUUGUUAAUCUUCGAUGAGGCCCAUCAUUGUAUACAAAACCACCCCGCGAACAUGAUAAUGCGGCACUUCUACCACGAGCGAGUACGGGACGGACUCCCGGUGCCGGACAUCUUGGGGCUCACGGCAAGCCCCAUCAUGAAAUCGAAUCCCGCACAGCUGAAAAUAAUCGAGUCCAACCUCAAUGCUAUUGCCCGGACGCCAUUGAAGCACCGCAAAGAGCUGCUGGAGAAUGUUAGGCCGCCGAAGCUUAAGUUGGUGAGUUCCUUCUACGCGGGAGUGCCCAACUCUCUCGCAUCGCUCCUGGAGGCCUACGAAUGCAUGGAUAUAAUGGAAGAUCCGUACAUCAUCAUGCUACAGAGACGUCUUGACAACAGAGCCGAACGUGAUCUCCAAAUGGCCAUCAUGAGCGAGAAAACGUACUCGCAGGAGCACAUGAAGACCUUUGUCAACAAGGCGUGCCAUAUCAUGUCCGAAUGCGGUGUGUGGGCUACCGAUUGGUUCAUCACCGGAGUCAUGGAUGAGGCGCUGGGAGAUGAUGAUGCCGAUAAAGACGACCGGGUCGGAGACGAUUUCAGAGCAUUCUUCAGCACCGGUGAUGAAGCACGCUAUGUGCGCCGCAUUCUGCAGGAGGUCGUGCUACCGAGCACGUUAGGUCCGAUCGAAGACCAUGUUUCGGCAAAGGUGGAUACACUCAUCGAGGUGCUGCUGGAGGAGUACUCGGCAGAGCACAGUGAUUUCUCCGGACUGGUGUUCGUGACGCAGCGGGCUGCUGUGGCUGUUAUCGCCCAGAUCAUCUCCCAGCAUCCGAAGACGCGAGACCUUUUCCGGGUCGGCACUAUGGUCGGCACCUCGACCAGCGCCCAGAGGAAUCAAAGAUUCCUGCACGAUGUAUUGGUGGGCGGCAAGAAGCAGGAAGGUACCCUCAGGGAUUUCCGUGCCGGAAAGUUGAACCUACUUAUAGCCACUUCGGCCAUCGAGGAAGGAAUCGAUAUCCAGGACUGCCAUCUGGUGGUGUGCUUCGACCUGCCUACCAAUUUGAAGAGCUUCGUCCAGCGCCGAGGAAGAGCCCGUCGCGAAUCCAGCUCGUACGUCAUCAUGCUAGGCAGCCGCGACACCAGUGGUGUUAUUGCUUUCCAGGAAAUGGAGAAGGAGAUGAUCAAAAUGUACUCCGACCCGAACCGAGAACUCGAGCAAGUUGAGGAUGACGAGUGCGAGGAAGGAGAGGAUCGGGUCAUGAGAAUGAACAAAACACAGGCUCUAUUGAUGUUUGCAAACGUCCUGCCCCAUCUCUACCACUUCUGUGACUGCCUGCCCAUGGGAGACUUCGUAGACUCGCGCCCCGAAUUCCGAACAGAAUGUAAAAUCCUUCCACCUCCGGGAGGCGGUCGCGAGUGGACGGCCGAGGUGAUCCUACCUAAUGCCAUCGAUCAGGCUAUCCGGCGGUCCUCCGGGACACGAGCCUGGAAGACGGAACGUGCGGCGAAACGCGACGCCGCCUUCGAGGCGUUCCUGAAACUGAUCAAGCUACAGCUUGUGGACGACUACUUGAUGCCGCUGGUUAAGGGCGAGUUCCAGAACGAACAGGAAGUGCAGAAGAGGGCGCCGAGAGUCGAGGUCGAUCAGCGGAUGGAUAUAUGGGCCGAGGUCGGCAAGAAGUGGGAGAACGCGGAGUCGCUGUAUAUCAUGACUUUGACGUUGGACUUCGACACCGGCAGAACGGUUAGUGUUGAUAUGGUAUUGCCGGUUGAGGUCCCUUAUGUUGAGGAAUUCGAGCUGUUCUGGCCGCUCAGCGAUACGGCGAAUGCGAGAUUUGGCCGUAGUCGUCGUAUCGACUACGAUCCGAUGAUGGUGGAGCGCGGCAGGAAGGCAACCCGCCGGCUGAUGAUGACUGUGUUUAAUUCCAGGAUGGAUGCCAUGCGCGACGAUUUCAUCUACCUCUUCCUCCCUAGCGACGGCGGCGAGUCUUGGGACAUGAUUCCCGACGUACACCAAAACGCCCUUGAGUUGAUCAACGAAAGGAAUGGCGAUUUGUCUAACAUAGGGCUAUUGCGGAAAACCUCAAACCAAAUGGCGUAUAUAUUCAGACGGCUGGUAACGGACGUGGAUAUCGGUAACGCCGACGAUUUCAAGGCCAAGUCUCCUCGGAACCGCGAUAAAGUGAGGGCGGAUCAGCCAUUGAUCGAAGUCAACGAACUCCCCAAACGACGAGACUUUCUACACCGCGAGGGUUUUCACAAGCCUUGCAAGACAUUGCUGCUGCUUCCAGAGUUCCUGACGGUCGAGCCUCUACCAUUGAAAUACGCCAUGUUGGCACUGUUCCUACCAGCUCUCAUCAACCGGGUUGAGAAAGCACUCCUCGCCGCAGACCUGAAGAAGACCCUACAGCUCGAUGUGCCCAACCAACUUCUUGUACACGCCACCACUGCAUCAGCUACCCGGGACCCAGUGGACUAUCAGCGCCUCGAAUUCCUGGGCGAUUCAGUGCUCAAAGUCCUCGCCUCGGUCGCGCUCAUGGACGAGUUUCCACUCUGGCCGGAGGGAUACCUCACGGCCGCAAAGGACCACGUGGUGUCCAACGGCACAUCUUCCAAAUCCGCGGCGGAGAAGCGUCUCAGCCGAUGGAUCAACCUCGCGCCCUUCACGGCGCUCAAAUGGAAGCCCAGAUACGCCGACUCCAACGUGACACCCCCGGACAGCAAGAUGCUCUCGACCAAGAUCCUCGCGGACGUCGUCGAGUCCAUCAUCGGCGUCUCGUACCUCACCGGCGGCUACGACCUUGCAACGCAAUGCUGCGCAACCUUCAACCUCGGUGUCGACUGGCCAUGGCACCCGCUCACCACCCGCGCAUCCCGCCUCCGCGCCAACGCCCUCUCCAACGCCAGCAAACAAGGUGCACGCACCUACCCACAGCACUUCACCGAGCUCCAGCAGCUCCUCGGGUACUCCUUCGACAACCCGCUCCUGCUCAUCGAGGCGACGACGCACCUCUCGUACGGCGCCGGCGGCGCCGGCGACGCAACCAACACCACGUCCUACCAGCGCCUCGAGUUCCUAGGCGACGCCGUGAUCGACACCGUAGUAGUCAACACUUUGUACCACUUCCACGGGCUAUCCACGCCUCUGACGCACAUCAACAUGCACCACCUAAAAUCCUGCUGCGUGAACGCGCACUUCCUCGCGUUCCUCUGCCUCGGCGCAACCACGACAAUCGAGCGCACAGAAACCAACGCGCACUCUGCGCCCACCCGCCGAAAAGUCGAGCUGCCGCUCCACCGCUUCCUGCGCCACAACAACCCAGAGCUGCGGCACGCACAGGACGCCUGCGCGCGCAGGUAUAGGAAGUGGAAGGACACCAUUGCGCAGCAGCUGGAGUCGUCGCCCGAGUACCCCUGGACGGACCUGCAGGAGCUCGACGCGCCAAAACAUCUCUCUGACAUCAUCGAGAGCAUUGUCGGCGCGAUCUGGGUCGACUCGAAUGGCUCGUUUGCGGCGGUCGAGGCGUUUCUGGAGCGCAUUGGCGUUAUGAAGGUCCUUAGACGAUUGGUUAGGGACAGGGUCACAGUUAAUCAUCCGCUGAGUAGGUUUGGGAUCAUGGUGGCGGAAGGGGGCAGGAUGGGUGUCGUUAAGUAUCACUGCGAACAGGAGGACGGCGGAUUGUAUUCGUGUGAGCUCACUGUCGACGCGGCGGUGUGGACCAAGGUUGAGAGGUGCGCGAGUAGGCAGCAUGCUAGGACGAAGGCGGCGCGUGCGGGGAUUGAGAUGUUUGGGGAGAAAGAGAAGGAGAGGAUCGCUAAGAAGAAGGCAGAGGAGGAGGAAGAGAGGAGGAGGAAGCUGGAGGAGGAGGAGCAAGAGAAGAGGAAGCAGGAAGAGGAAGAAGUGAAGAUGAAACAGAAGGAGGAAGUGGAGGUGGACGAGGAACUUCACGAAGAUGACAACGACGAUGAGGAGGGAGAGGAAGAAGAAUUCACAGACGCGCCGGAAGAUGGUCUCGACUCGCCCGCUGAAUUCGAGGUACACGAAACCCGCUCUCGGAUGGUAUUACGAUCGGCGGAUGUAUUACUCAAGAACCGGAAGGGACGGAAGGGCGGACUGAAGGUCUACGAGAGUAGCAGCGAAGAUACGGACUUCUUUGAUGCUAAGGACUACCAGUCGUCCGCGGUGUCGGAGGUAGGCGGAGGAGAUUAG
Messenger RNA from Tricharina praecox, 4416 nucleotides. RefSeq lists its product as uncharacterized. The transcript has 6 exons. NCBI's taxonomy places the organism in Eukaryota, Fungi, Ascomycota, Pezizomycetes, Pezizales, Pyronemataceae. Gene Ontology annotation, molecular function: ATP binding; ribonuclease III activity; RNA binding. Gene Ontology annotation, biological process: siRNA processing. The record is from RefSeq and is a predicted model, not a curated record. Gene Ontology annotation, cellular component: cytoplasm; nucleus; RISC complex. The annotation marks the transcript as partial.